Lemur catta (Ring-tailed lemur) is the source of this 384-nucleotide messenger RNA. Its product is annotated as calcitonin gene-related peptide 2-like. The record is from RefSeq and is a predicted model, not a curated record. The transcript is spliced from 3 exons. Gene Ontology annotation, cellular component: extracellular region. Gene Ontology annotation, molecular function: calcitonin receptor binding; hormone activity. The coding region runs from base 1 to 384 and encodes 127 amino acids. NCBI's taxonomy places the organism in Eukaryota, Metazoa, Chordata, Mammalia, Primates, Lemuridae.
AUGGGCUUCCAGAAGUUCUCUCUCUUCCUGGCUCUCAGCAUCUUGGUCCUGUACCAGGUGGACAACCUCCAUGCAGUGCCAUUCCGAUCCGUCCUGGAGAGCGUCCCAGACGUGGAUAAGCUCAGUGAGGAGCAAGCGCGCCACCUGCUGGCUGCACUGGUGCAGGACUAUGUGCAGAUGAAGGCUGGGGAGCUGGAGCAGGAGCUGGAGACAGAGGGCUCCAGCAUCACCACCCAGAAGAGAGCCUGCAACACUGCCACCUGUGUGACUCAUCGGCUGGCAGGCUUGCUGAGCAGAUCAGGGGUUCUGGUGAAGAACAACUUCAUGCCCACCAAUGUGGGUUCCAAAGCCUUUGGCCGGCGUCGCAGGGAACUUCAGGCCUGA